Molecule: messenger RNA, 5677 nt
Organism: Periophthalmus magnuspinnatus
Lineage: Eukaryota; Metazoa; Chordata; Actinopteri; Gobiiformes; Gobiidae
Gene: ar
Product: androgen receptor
Exons: 8
Coding region: 166-2301 (711 amino acids)
Biological process (GO): male gonad development; regulation of DNA-templated transcription
Molecular function (GO): DNA-binding transcription factor activity; zinc ion binding; sequence-specific DNA binding
Source: RefSeq, a predicted model, not a curated record
GGAUGCAAGUUUAGGAGGAGUUACUCUCCUGUUGCUCUUCUUCCUACGUCUUUUUUCUUCCCAAACGCUUUUCUCAUCCACAGAGUCGCACUGCGCGCUCACAGUCACAGAGUUUUUGUCCUGCUAAAGUUCGCCUGUGCUGACAAAGUAAACAGAUUCUGGGAGAUGAGCCAAACUAACCGGCAGUUAUCUUGUAGUGCACUGUGGCCAAGAGGGGAGAAAAUAAAGGCAGACUGCGGAGUGCGCGCUCCCAGCAUGGCGCUGAAAACUGAGGAAAGUCGACUGUAUCUGAGCUCAAAGUCGAGGGGAAGCAGGUUCAAAGAGAGGGAGAACUCCGAGGCGGAUGGAUACGGAGCCGGGCAUGUCUCUGUGCGAACCUGUGAAAUGGAAAGGCAGUGGUCCCCGUCCCAGGCAGCUGCUGCGCCCCAUGACGACCUCCUGAAGCCGGAGUGCUCCUUUUCUGCCUGCGCCACAAUCUCAGAAACCGCCCGGGAGCUGUGCAACGCCGUGUCCGUGUCUCUGGGUCUCACCAUGGAGUCCAGUGGAGACACCAGCGACGCAGAGUCUGCUCUGCUCCCGUGUACAGCCAGCGAACCGCGAGGCUCGGACUAUUUAUUCAACGGGCAGCACGCUGUGGCUGACUACAGGUGUCAGGGUAAGCCAGUGGGCUACAAAACUUCUGAAAACACAGCUCAGAUGCAUCACCUCGAUUCUUCACGGAUCCCAAGCAGCGAGCCAAACUUCUCCGUUUGUGAAUCUGGCAAUGACCUAACUUCUAAAGACACUCUGGAGAGCACGCUCGCCAUCCCGUGUCCGUACGCGCCCAUCAUGCCCGAUAACCUGGGACACAGAGUGAUAGAGAGAUCCUGCAGAGGUUACAAGCUCCCAGGCGACUCCAGCAGCCGCGGAGGGUACCACGCGGAGGACUAUGUCAGAGUCAAGUCUGAGGACAUGUGGCUCGGAUACCACAGCUACAGUGACAAGAGUCUGUGGGCUCCGAGGCACCGCACCGUGAGCACGCCGCACGCUGCAGCUGCAAACACGGCUUUCGUCUGCAGCCCGGAGCAGUGGUACUCUGCAGGAGUGCUCAGGACCAACUACCCCAGCUCCAGCUACAUGAAGCCCGAGGUGGGAGAGUGGCUGGACGUGGCAUACAACGACACCAGGUUUGAAGGGAGUAGAGAGCACAUGUUCCCCAUGGAGUUCUUUUUCCCCCCUCAGAGGACCUGCCUGAUCUGCUCUGAUGAGGCGUCCGGCUGCCACUAUGGGGCGCUCACCUGUGGCAGCUGCAAGGUCUUCUUCAAGAGGGCAGCAGAAGGCAAGCAGAAGUACCUGUGUGCCAGUAAAAAUGACUGUACAAUCGACAAGCUCAGGAGGAAGAACUGUCCCUCGUGUCGCCUGAAGAAGUGUUUUGAGGCUGGGAUGACACUGGGAGCUCGUAAACUGAAGAAGAUUGGACAGCAGAAGAGCACAGAGGACGAGGGUUCAGUCCAGGACGCGGCUGAAACGAUCCCUAACAUCUCGCCCAAGUCCGACCUGAGCUUCAGUUCUCAGAUGGUCUUUGUGAACAUCCUGGAGUCCAUCGAGCCGGAGGUGGUGAAUGCGGGACACGACUGCGGACAACCCGACUCGGCGGCGUCGCUCCUGACCAGCCUCAAUGAGCUCGGAGAAAGGCAGCUGGUCAAAGUGGUGAAGUGGGCCAAAGGGCUGCCAGGCUUCAGAAACCUGCAUGUAGACGACCAGAUGACUGUGAUCCAACAGUCCUGGAUGGGUGUCAUGGUAUUCGGUUUGGGCUGGAGGUCCUACAAGAACGCUAAUGGCCGGAUGCUUUACUUCGCUCCUGAUCUGAUUUUCAAUGAACACCGGAUGCACAUCUCCAGUAUGUACGAGCACUGCAUCCGCAUGAGACACAUGUCCCAGGAGUUUGUGCUGCUGCAGAUUACUCAGGAGGAGUUUCUGUGCAUGAAGGCCCUGCUCCUCUUCAGCAUCAUUCCUGUGGAGGGUUUGAAGAGUCAGAAAUACUUUGAUGAACUGCGUCUCACCUACAUCAACGAACUUGACCGAGUCAUUAACUAUCAAAUGUCCAACAACUGUUCUCAGCGCUUUUACCAGCUUACACGACUCCUCGACUCCCUGCAGAUGACGGUGAAGAAGCUGCACCAGUUCACCUUUGACCUUUUCGUCCAGGCUCAGUCGCUGCCCACAAAGGUCAGCUUCCCUGAGAUGAUUGGAGAAAUCAUCUCCGUACAUGUACCAAAGAUCUUGGCAGGUUUGGCCAAACCGAUCUUAUUUCAUGAGUAGAGGAGCGCUGCUAUCAUCUGAAGUGACUCAUCCUUCGUAAACUUUAAUGAUGGCUUUGUACUGUUUGCUACAUCUUCAAUCUAAUGGCUCUGAGUGUUGUUUUGCAAUUAUUCCAGUGCUCUUUUCCAUUUUUCCAUAAUUGAGAUGGUUUGUUUAAGCUUUUAUCUGAAGUGCUGCGAGGCCUCACCUGCUCCCACUGAAGCUGGAGACACUCUUCACGGUACACAGUUACCUGCCCACCGUGAGCAGGGUUAAACACAUGGCUGCCAUUUACAACACAUUUGUCAAAUCACAACAUCAUCUUUUAAAUAUUAAGGACAGGCCAGAACAAUUCAGACAUGGAUCUGCAAUAUAGGUUUGAUAUAAUUGCUGCCUUCUGGUGCUCUUUUGAGGCAACAUUUAACAACAAUGCAUGAUGUAUUUGCCUUGUUGUCAGUUCAAAUAUUUGAUCGUUUUUAGUCCUGCUUAUAUUCACCCUUGGACUUGAGAGGCAUCUGACUGCUUCUCUCUGGUUUUGUAUUCUCAUUUAACUCUCAUAUCAUUUACACUCUGAACUAUAAAUAACUCUGUUGUCAGUAGUGGAUCUUAUAAAUACCUUUUAGAUUAAUUUGUAUUGUACAUAUAUGUCCUGUUACUUUUACUUACGAUAUAAGCUGUGCAUAGGCUUCUUGUAAUAUUUGCUCUUAUUCAUUCUUAAAUCACUAUUAACUGUUGGGAACAAUCACAACAUUAACCACAGUGGAGGCAGCAUUUACAACUUAUCACAUUUUAUCAGUGAUGUUUUUCAAGACAUGACAUGUGAUAAAAGGAAGUGGGUGGAGCCUUGUAGCAGCCAUACAACUAAAACCUCACAUUGUAUCUUCUGAUUGGUUUAUUCUGUUAUAUUCAAUGUAAUUGUCUGGUAUUUGUGCUAAGCCAUGUAUAAUUGUAAUCAGGAUUUAAAAUAUGGCUCUUAGAUCAAGUGCUUCGUCUUCAACAUGAUUUGCCUUUAAAGUUCUCCCUGUUGGACUGAGCCAGAGACACAUGCUUACUAAUCCAAACAACACACAUGAUGCACUGGCAUAUGUGAAGAAUUACUGUAGUUUACACAAAUCGAGCAUAACAUUAUAACCACUGGCCUCUCCAAUUGUAUUUAGGGCGAGACUUUACAGGCAUCUGUCUAAUCUUCACCUAAAAAAGUGUCAUUAUUUCAUUGAAACAAUUUGGAUCCAUAGAUAUAUGGGAAACUUCAGAGGUGUUUUUUUUUUUUAAAUAAGCAGUUUUCCAGAUGGACCUGCCUACACCAAACUCCAAUUUUGUACUUAACAAAAUUUUGACAGAUCAUGUAAAAUGAUUUGUUGAUAUCUAAUUCUAAGCCUGAUUUAUUAGUUUUAACUCCAAAAAUUGAAAGUUGAAUUGUUACUUUAAUGCUAAAUAAGAUAUCCAAAAUCUCCUGUGUAAUUUUUGUCAUUCACAUCAGAGUAAUUAAUUAAUUCAAUCGUAUAGCAACAUUUUGCACAUAAAAUACAUUUUUAUAUAUGAAGAGAUUACAUUAAAGAGAACUUCGAAUGAGGUUUAAAUAGAUUUAAGAUCGUUUCUAUUUUCCUGCAGUCUCACAUUCAACACAAACUCUACAACAGCUAAAAUUGCUCUAAUGCAAAUUAUUGUGAUAUUUUGUUAUAGUAAAAAAUACAGGAUAAUUCACUUUGUAUCAUUUUGCCACGACCAAUAAUAGGCAAGAGGCCAUAAUGUUAUGCUUCAUGAAGUUAAGCUCACUCUACGUAUGAUUUAGGUGCUGAUGUUCAGUUAGUUUUAAAGCUACAAAAUAUAAGGCAACUCAAAUAAACAUUCAGUGUUUGUAUAUGAUCUUAUUGUGAUUUCUGGUGAUUUUUGUAUAGCUGUUACACUUUUAGACCACAGAUGAACAUUUUCUUGGUCUGGUGCCUUGAAUUAUAUAUUUCAUUUGUUUUUGCAUUUGUCGUUCCGAUGGUUCAGCUUGAGAAAUUAAAAGCUUUAGGCGUGACCUGUUUAGACAAAGGCUGAAUAGAUGAGGGCCAUACAAGUCAUGGCUCGAUUAGCCUGAGCGGUGUUGAUGGAGUCAUGGGUUUGGGAGGGAAAAGAGAGAGAGGCGCUUUGAGGAGGGAUGCGGUGUGUUUUGGCUGCCAAGAGACUUAGAUUAGGGCAGCCCCUCUGUGCCAACGGGACACGUCCUGCCAACUCCAGACUGGACCAACUUCAGUGUAAAAUGUCUUGAAUGAAGCAGCCAAAAAUGAAAAAAUCUGAGGAAUGCCUCACAGAUACCAACAAAAAUGGACAAAUCUUUUGCGUUUCAUUUAAAAUUGUAAUAAUUAUUUAAUCAGGAAGACAUUUGAAGAAAGGUUAACUUGAGGCAUGUGCAUACAAACUUGGACAACCACAGGACUGUCUUUUGUACAUUAUCAAAAAAAAAGAGAAAACAACAAAAAUCUGCAGCUUGUUUAGCAUCAUACUUUGAUGUUUCUAUCUCCUAGUAACAAAGCCAAGCUUGUAGUUGCAUGUAUUGUGCUUGUUUUAAUUCUGUGUACUGAUAACUCUGCAUGGACACCAUUUUUACUCUUUACACAGGACAGGCAUAAUAAAAUCACCUAAUGGAUAUCAUUUGUUUGAGGCAGAUGUGUUGUGGGAGAUUGUUCAGGACAGUGGUUGUCAAACUGUGGUUCACAUACAGCUGGUCUUACACAACAAUGUAAAGUACUCUGGACAAUUCUUAACUAUUAUUCAUCUGUAUUCAUAUCCGUUUGAAGUCAUGUUUAGUGUUUCUGUAUUUUACUGUACACAUGGGGUUUAUGCAUUCACCCUUCAGUGCUUUUUGGACCUGUACUUGUUUUAAGUGAAAGUAAAAUAUGUGAGGUAUACUUAAGGUAAAACACCACUGUUUGAGAACCACUGAUCAGGUCAACAGAUGUUAUCACUGUACAAUCACAAUCUACAAUCAUUGUCCAUGAAUGUACAGAAAAAAAAUUAAACCAGUUAACAGAUCAAACAGAUGCAAUGUUUAAUGUGAAAACCAUUGUAAAAAUAUCAAAUGCCUUUGCCUUUUUGCAGUCCCUAAUUGCACUAUAAAUCGCUGUUCUACUUUUAAAUGAAUGCUUUUUGAUGCUGUUGUAUCUUUAUGCGUUGCACUGGGAGACCAUUUGGACAUAUGUCCAGCUGCCCUUUGUGCCCGGUGAACUGCAUAUCUGCUGCCAUAUAGCUGUAUAUAUUGAUCAGUGUCUAUUUUGAUGUCCAAACUUGACUUUCAAAGACAUUUCUUGUAUGAUUUAUAACUUUGUGAAUUGUGUCUUUUACAAUGUUUUUUUCAAAAGGUGUAAAAGCUGCAUCAUCUUUUAAACACAAUAAAAAUGAACUUCUUAAAUCC